This is a messenger RNA of Candidula unifasciata, 708 nucleotides long. NCBI's taxonomy places the organism in Eukaryota, Metazoa, Mollusca, Gastropoda, Stylommatophora, Geomitridae. The record is from the annotation of a GenBank genome assembly.
AUGCCUACAACAAAGGUUAGGUGUGAUGUCUGGGAAGAUGUCUACAACAAAGUCAGGUAUGAUGUCUGGGAAGAUGCCUACAACAAGGUUAGGUAUGAUGUCUGGGAAGAUGCCUACAACAAAGUUAGGUAUGAUGUCUGGGAAGAUGCCUACAACAAAGUUAGGUAUGAUGUCUGGGAAGAUGCCUACACCAAAGUCAGGUAUGAUGUCUGGGAAGAUGCCUACAACAAGUUUAGGUAUGAUGUCUGGGAAGACGCCUACAACAAGGUUAGGUAUGAUGUCUGGGAAGAUGCCUACAACAAGGUUAGGUAUGAUGUCUGGGAAGAUGCCUACAACAAGGUAAGGUAUGAUGUCUGGGAAGAUGCCUACAACAAGGUAAGGUAUGAUGUCAGGGAAGAUGCCUACAACAAGGUAAGGUAUGAUGUCAGGGAAGAUGCCUACAACAAGGUUAGGUAUGAUGUCAGGGAAGAUGCCUACAACAAGGUAAGGUAUGAUGUCAGGGAAGAUGCCUACAACAAGGUUAGGUAUGAUGUCUGGGAAGAGGCCUACAACAAGGUAAGGUAUGAUGUCAGGGAAGAUGCCUACAACAAGGUUAGGUAUGAUGUCAGGGAAGAUGCCUACAACAAGGUUAGGUAUGAUGUCUGGGAAGAUGCCUACAACAAGGUUAGGUAUGAUGUCUGGGAAGAUGCCUACAACAAGGUUAGGUGA